Molecule: messenger RNA, 1440 nt
Organism: Diaporthe amygdali
Lineage: Eukaryota; Fungi; Ascomycota; Sordariomycetes; Diaporthales; Diaporthaceae
Exons: 8
Coding region: 1-1440 (479 amino acids)
Molecular function (GO): FAD binding
Source: RefSeq, a predicted model, not a curated record
AUGCGGUCCACACUGCUCAAUCUGUUUCUGGCAGUUCCAGCGCCAGUCCUCGCCCACAUCCACUCUAAGCACGCCCGCGCCGAGCAUGCAAGCCAGGCGUGCGCGGAUAUCAAAUCCCAGAUCUCCAGUGCUAGCUCUGUGAUUGAUGGAACCAUUGAGCUCAGCUUGACGGAUGAUACUCAUCAUUGGUUCUUUGAAUCAAGCAGCGAGACACCAACAUGCGUUGUCGAAGUUGGCUCUCCAGCCGAUGUAUCGAUUGCCGCGCCAUUCGCCUUGUAUAGUGCAGGUCAUGCGUCAAACCAGGGAUUCUCAAGCACGAUCGGGGUCCACAUUGCCUUCAAACGGAUGAACCAGGUUUCGCUGUCGGCCGAUAAAUCCAGGGUUGAGAUUGGCAUGGGAAACACAUGGGCUGACGUAUACGAGAAGCUGGAUGGGACAGGAGUAAAUGUUGUAGGUGGUCGAGUCAAAGGGCCGGGUGUUGGUGGUUUUACACUCGGUGGUGGAUACUCUUGGAAAACAAACCAAUACGGGCUCACCAGCGACACUGUUGAAAGUUUCAACGUUGUUCUACCUAAUGGGACAAUUUCUAGUGCAUCAGCAGACACAAACCCAGAUCUCUUCUUUGCACUGAAGGGUGGUCUUAACAGAUUCGCUGUGGUCACUUCUGCGGUAUACCUUACUCAUCCACAGACUGACCAAGUCUAUGCUGGACUUACAGUCUACGGAGAAGACCAGGUUGAUGCCGUUUUGAAUGCGACUCAGGUCUUCUCGGAUGUCAACACCGAUCCAAAAGCUCAGAUUAUCACCACCAUUAAUGCAACACCUAUCGGCACUUCCGCUCUGGUUCUUUUCUUUUACGAUGGACCGGAUGCGGGUACCGUCUUUGAAAUGUUCGAUGGAGUUGACCAUACAAUAAGUCUUGUCAAGCAACAGACUUUCUCAAACUUUGUGUCGACUGUUGACUCUUCUGUGUCUGUAAAUCCGCGUGGAACUUUCAAUAGCCUGCCGACUACGAAGACAACACCGGGUUUUCUGGCUGCAGUUAAGAAUCAGGCCACGGCACUGUUCGCUCAAGGGCAUGGUGGCCUGAUUUUAAGUUAUGAUAUCGAGCCAUUCCUCAUGUACGGACAGCAUGCUACCGAGGGUGCAUACCCGCACGACAACUCGCCCUUGCCGCUGAAUCUUUAUUUCUCAUGGACCUUCUCCUCGGAUGAUCAAUACUGGAACGACAUGAUGGUGAAUGCAGUUUCACAGCUCAGGGACGUCGCGCGGCAGGAGGGCAUCUUUGACGAAACUUCUGCGGUAUACCCCAAUUAUGCGAUCAAUGGGACGACUGCUGAGGAGCUGUACGGGCCUGCGAACGCUGCCAGGCUGAGGACGAUCAAGGCCAGCGUUGAUCCAGAAGGUGUGAUGAAUUUGGCUGGAGGGUUUGACAUAUGA